AGCGCUCGUCAGCGCCUCUCUUCUGGGCACGCGCACGUCCUCCUUAUUAUCGUCUCCCAACGACUGCCACGCUCGCGCUGAGGCUCGCACCAAGCAAAAUGGCCGCCUCUUCUUCAUCCUCAUCAGCCGGUGGAGUUAGUGGAAGCUCCGUAACUGGAUCUGGGUUCAGUGUCUCAGACCUUGCCACGCCACGAAAAGCUCUCUUUACUUACCCCAAAGGAGCUGGGGAAAUGUUAGAAGAGGGCUCGGAGAGAUUCCUCUGUGAAUCGGUUUUCAGCUACCAGGUUGCAUCCACAUUAAAGCAAGUGAAACACGAUCAGCAGGUUGCUCGGAUGGAAAAACUUGCUGGUUUAGUUGAAGAACUGGAAGCUGACGAAUGGAGGUACAAGCCCAUAGAACAGCUUUUGGGGUUCACUCCUUCAUCCGGUUAGAAGCCUGCAGUUUGUUGAUGCAAAAAGAUAAAAGCACUUGCGUAACUCCAUUUUAAAACACUUGGAUAUUCUACAUUGUGCUCCCAGCAAUGUAAUAAAGAAUAAUCUAUGGCGGACGUUUCUAUUAUCAGAUCCAGUAAACUGCAGCCACACAAUGGUUUGCAAAAACUUUUCAGUGUGGCCUUUGUUUCAGGAGGGUGUGAUUUCUGUAACUAAGAAGCUGCAGUUGGUUUUGGAAAAGAACCUGUUUGCUUAAACCAGAGUUGCAUUAAGCUCUCUCAAUCACAGAAAUGGUAAACGCACGCUCCAAGCACAUCAGCGUAAAGCAUCCACGGAGAGAGGCUAGCAAGUUCAUCAAGAGGACGUAUUGCCCCCCAGAAGGAAUGACAGCUGAUGCUCUCACCAAGCUGCUGCUCAGAGUUUGUUUCCAAACUCUACAAGAAAAUUUGAAUCUUGUACAUGACUUGUACAUGAGAGGGGGUGUUGGAAGUGACGACUGUACAGUGUCUUGUACCAAGUGGAGGCAGUAAAGCUAGUAAAGUGGAGGAUUCAGAUUUUUCUAAAUCCUUUGUCUUGUCUGUUGUGCUGCUGUCUCUUUUAUUACCUGGAGUGCUGCUCUCAGGAACGUCGGUUUGUCCAGCUAACUCCUUUCCUUGCUUCUUUGUCUAACUUCAAUGAAGUCAAAAUGUGCUCUCAGCAUCUACCGUAGCCUAGAUAGAUAAUUAUGCCUGUUCUUCUUUUCCUGUCAUAGUAUGGAUUUCUUUAACAAGGACAUCCAGUUCUUUCCUAAAGCAACCAGCCUUGAGUGGUGGACUUUAUUCCUAAGCAACCUUGUUCUUCUGUGCGAACCAGCACAAAGCUAACAGAAGGGAUGGUUAUUUAAACUUGCAACCAAGGAGAUGAACUGAACCCCAAACUGGUCCAGGGAGGGUUUUUCAGCAAACAAGAAUUGAACUUAAACUAAAAUCUCUUGGUUGCUUUGGACAUGAACUGGAACUGAACCCUUAGGUACAAAAGGUAGUAACCAACAUUUAGGAAUUUGGAAGAUUUUUUUCAGCGGUGAUGAGGGAUCGUCUGUGCCCCAGUGGUAUACAGGACAGCCUGUAUUUUCUAGAGAGUCAUCUGAGACGAGGAGAGAAGGAGCAGGAGAAAUCGGUAAGCUGGGCCUAGGACAGUUGGUUCUCCUGGUGCUAAAGAGACGCCUGUCCGUGCACAAACUGUUGACUAGCAACACGCCCUCAGUGUGGAGAAUAUCUGGGCUGUGUGCUAGAAGCUCUCGGUUUGCUUGGCUCUGUGAUUCCUCCUUGCUGCCCUUCUACCGUCUGUAAACUAGGUAAAUUCUGAUCUCUUUUUGAAAGAAAAAAUGGGGCCCUGUGGAGCUGAGUGUAGGGAAAGGCUAUAAGAAGGGGAGGGAAUGAAGCUUAAUUUGAAAGGAGGGUUAAGGUGUUCAGUUUAACCUGACUAAUAAAAUAAACCUUCUGUUGUUUGGCUUCUCUAGAUCGCUAUGUCUAAAGAUUAGUUUUCCCUUUGGGCCAUUAUCCUAAGAAGAACCUUUUCCUCCUAAAACAGAACAAUUGCAUACUGUUUGACUUUGCGCAAUCAUGGUGCUAAAGAUGGAAUCUUUUUUUUUUUAACCACAUGUAAUAAUAAGCAAAAUAAUUUUAGGGUGUUUUUUUUAACAGCCUGUUGGCUGUUAAAUCCUGUUGGUGCAUGUUUACUUUAUUUGUGCCCCACUUUUGUUACGGGGUGGGGUGGGGGGACCAAAGUGCCUUACAAUACUCUUCCCUUCUCCAUUUUAUCCUCAUAGCAACCCUAGUGGUUAGAGUAGCCAAAGAAUAUGUUACCGGGUCAAGGUUUCCCAGAAAGUUUCCUGGGCGCAGUAGGGAUUUGAACCUGAUUUUCCAAGAUCUGAGUCUGACCACUACACAACACCAUCUCUGUUCAAUAAUGCACUUAAGCUCCAGGAAGCUGCAAAGAUUACAAAAAACAUGCAUGUUCCAGCAAUAUGCAAAGAUACUAUCUUGGAAGGAAAGUCGUCUCUUAUAAUGACUGGAGGAGGAAAAUGUAGGCACAGUCACCCAAGUAAGAUGACGUCAGGCUCAAAGUGGCCGAUGAAAUAAAAUAAUUUAGCAGGUGAAAACUGCUAAAUAGGAUCUAUACAUACUUCCCCCUUUCCCCCUCAUUUUUAAAUUGGGCCCCAUUUCCUGCCCACUGUGGCUCCCUUCCUGAAAACAAUCAUCAUUUUAUUCUUCUGCUGCACACAAGAUGGAGAAGGGGGCAUAAAAACGUAAUGGUCACUUAUUUGCCCCUGUGCUCUAGAAUGUGAGAAAGACCCUGACCUUGCACAGUUUUUGGGAGACUACAAAGCAGGAGUACGUUGCAUCCAGCAGUAAAUUUCUGCUGACAGAAGCGAGGGGUUGGUUUUUGAUCAUUCCUCCCGCUGCUGUUCCUUAGGGUCCCCUGCCCCACAGGAGCUGCAUUUCAAGGGGCAUUCGGGGCUGCAGUGGGAGGGGGGGGGAGGCGAAGUCCCGUUCUGUUGAUGGAACUCACUGCUGGAUCUGAUCCACUAGGAGCCUCCGGGAAGGUGUGUGAGAAAUGCUGCUGGACAGUGAUGCAUUUGGGGCCUACGUUUAGGUUCACUCAAGAUAUAACUUGGCCCGCAACAGUAUUGGUGCUUUUCUGGAAUCUUUUGCUGAUGAGCCUCCUCUCACUAAAAAUGGAAAUGUUCUUCAGUAUUGAGAGCAGCACGGAAAACAGCAAAGCCUGAACUAUAGCACUUAGCAAAAAUAGUGUUUGCGGUUCGGGCUGGACAAAUGUAGAAAGAGCUUUUUGUGGCCUUAAAUGCAUUCUGUUGCCUCAGCAUUCAAAUGUGUCUAACAGAAUUUUGGAGGAUAUAACAUCGGUGCAUCGUAUUAACUUGAAAGAGAAACGCUGUCAUUCCCUUAAGCUUUCAGUUUGUAAGUUUCAUACUCCUCCGUUCUUCUGGGGGUGGGGGGUGUUACACGUUCUGUAGUGGAUGAGAACUGCUGCUUUAUCAUAGUGUUGGUGGUGGAAAGUGCCAUUAAGUCACAGCUGACUUAUGGUGGCCCGUGCAUGGGGUUUUCAAGGCAAGAGAAGAAGAGAGGUGUCUUGCCAUUGGCUGCCUCUGUUCAGUGACCCUGGACUUCCUUGGUGGUCUCCCAUCUGAGUACUAACCAGGGCUAACCUUGUGUAGCUUCUGAGAUCUGAACCAGUCAGGCCGGCAUGUGUAUAAAAGGAAAAAUUCUGAAAUAAUAAAAUAUAUUCUGUUUCUGAAUCUUCUGUUUUAAUGUUCUUCAUUAAAUGUAUCCAGUCUGGUUCAAAAGUAUCCAAAUGGGUUACCAAACCACCUUUCGAAGUUAAUGCCUGAACUGGAACUAAAUACUACUGAAUGGGGCCCAGAUUUUUAAGGGUUUGACUCCCUGCUUACAGGCCUUUCUGCUGACCUUGGAGCAGCAUAAUUCUAACCAUUUCGAACCCUCUUUGCUGUUCAAGUUGAACUCCUGGAGGGCAGAGUUGAAAGGCACAGGGGCCUUGGCCUUAAGCCCUUCCUUUGAAGAUGGAUGUGAUAAAACAAUAGGACAGGAUAUCUUGAAGAGCAGAAGAAUGUUAACUGUUUCCUGUAUUUAGAUAGCCUGGAUUUUGCUGAGUCUGCGUCUUCUCCGCUGUUUCUCUGUUAAGUACAUGUGGAAAUAUUGGCAGAGGGCGAUGGUUAUAAAGCACUGGAAGAGCGAGUCUUGUGGAGGGGGGAGGAAUUGGCUGUCCUUUCCUUUGUUCUAGUGGAUUUUAACUGUCUUUGCCAAAUAAAUAAUUUCAACUGCUU
Messenger RNA from Eublepharis macularius, 4272 nucleotides. RefSeq names its product anaphase promoting complex subunit 16 (gene ANAPC16). Gene Ontology annotation, cellular component: cytosol; anaphase-promoting complex; kinetochore. Gene Ontology annotation, biological process: protein ubiquitination. The transcript has 4 exons. NCBI's taxonomy places the organism in Eukaryota, Metazoa, Chordata, Lepidosauria, Squamata, Eublepharidae. The coding region runs from base 99 to 431 and encodes 110 amino acids. The record is from RefSeq and is a predicted model, not a curated record.